Molecule: messenger RNA, 441 nt
Organism: Pleurotus ostreatus (oyster mushroom)
Lineage: Eukaryota; Fungi; Basidiomycota; Agaricomycetes; Agaricales; Pleurotaceae
Exons: 2
Coding region: 1-441 (146 amino acids)
Source: RefSeq, a predicted model, not a curated record
AUGCACACGUCCAUCCAGCCCGACAACACAAAGUUAUCAGCCGCCGCGCUGUUUCCUAGCCUUCGAUACCUCGAAGCACCGAUGGACGACUUGCUGUUAUCUGUAGAUGCCCCGCCGCCGUUGGUGGACCUCGCCGUGGCUGGACGUGUCAGUAGCUAUCAUCUCCUCAAUGCCGCGUCCAACGUACUCCCCUUACCUUUCCAUCGCUGCAUACGCCCCCUUGGAGGCGUCGAUAUUCUCUCCCGCAGUAACGUCUCUGCUAAGUGGGAAGAAUAUAUUCCUUUGAACGCACGAUCGACGCCUCCACAUCUAACCGUCCAAAACCUCUACCGAUUCUCUGCAACCAAGCUCAAAUACCUUCGCCUCCUGUAUUACCACCGAAUACGCCGAAAUCCCAUCUACGCUGCCUCGGAAUUGCUCAGCAUGAUGGAGGGUGGAUAG